This is a messenger RNA of Xylaria bambusicola, 388 nucleotides long. RefSeq lists its product as uncharacterized. Lineage: Eukaryota; Fungi; Ascomycota; Sordariomycetes; Xylariales; Xylariaceae. The coding region runs from base 50 to 280 and encodes 76 amino acids. The record is from RefSeq and is a predicted model, not a curated record. The transcript has a single exon.
UUAUUUAUUUACUAACUUGUUUCUAGCGACUAAAUUAUCUUGCAUAAACAUGGUGUUAAGGGGCUGGCAUGAAAACGGGCUUCGAGUAGGUUCACGAGAUCUGAAUGUACGAAAAAGAACGGUACAUAGGUCUUUUACUGGUCAAUCGAGGCACUUUACGUGUGACGAACACAAUCUAUUUACUAGCAAUGUUCGUUGUGAAUGUGACAUGCUGCUUGUUAAUCAUGCGCCCAGUCACUUGUUUAAGAGGUUAGUACAGUAUCUUACUUUUUAUCUAUGACAUCCGCCAUGUGUUCUAUGAUUAUAUAAAUAAUCAAGAGCUUUUUAACCCUGAACAUCCUUUGAUGACUCAAUUUAUUCAACAACACCAUAUGAGACACAAUGCCAA